UUAAGCAGAGCGAGAGGGUCACAUGGCACAGCUUCCUCUUUGUCUCUCUCAUUCUCAGUUUCUCUUUCUGAACAGCAUUAACCCUUCAUCCACCUUCUGUCCUUUCGUCUCUUCUCUGUCCCCCAAAGUACCUACCUAAUCCAAAUCUUCCCCAAAAUUCACGCCGCUUUUCACAUUCACUGACCGAUUCUUCAGUUAACUCUCUCUUCAAUUCAAUUGAAUGGGCCUCAACCUCUCUGUUCUUCUUCUUCCUCCUCCAUCCCAAUGGCAAACUCCUUCUCCUCCUUGAUCCUCCACCGCCCCCCCAUCAACGCCCUCGAUCUCCUCCUCAUCUUCCUCCACACUCUCUUAUAGCUCUCAACACCCUUUUCCCUUUUUCAUUCUUUUCUGCCCGCAAAAUUUGUUUUUUCUUUACGAUUCGGAUACCCUUUUGGAUUCUCAUAUGGCUUCGGUGUUCGUGUACCACGUGGUCGGCGAUCUCACGGUGGGGAAGCCGGAGCUGGUGGAGUUCCUCGAGAGUGAGACGGUGGAGUCGGCGAUUAGGGCCAUAGGGGAGUCCCCUGAGGGCAGCAUACCCAUUUGGAGGAAGAGAUCUCACGUGGCGAUUGAGAAUAGUGAGAUGAGGCAGCAGAGGUUUGUUGGUGUGCUUAGUUCCUUUGACAUAGUUGCGUUUUUGGCUAAGAGUCAGUGUUUGGAGGAUCAGGAUAUGGCCUUGAAGACUCCUGUUUCUGAGGUUGUUGUCCCUAAUAAUUCCAUGCUCAGGGUUGUUGACCCUGCUACGAGGUUGAUCGAUGCACUGGACAUGAUGAAACAAGGUUUGAAACGUCUGCUUGUUCCAAAGAGUCUAGCAUGGAAGGGCAUGAGUAAGCGAUUCUCAGUAAUCUACUAUGGCAAGUGGCUCAAGAAUAGUGAAUCUCCUAGCAACAGCAGCAACAAUCUACCUCCUAACAUAAAUCGGAGCCCCUCAACUUCUGGCACUUCUAGCCGUGAUAAGUAUUGUUGUCUCUCUAGAGAAGAUGUACUGCGGUUCAUCAUUGGUUGUCUUGGGGCUCUAGCUCCCCUUCCUCUCACUUCCAUUGCUGCUCUUGGAGCAAUUAAUCCAAACUACAGCUAUAUUGAAUCUUCUACUCCCGCCAUGGAGGCAACUCAAAAGCUUCCUCAAGAUCCAAGUGCAGUUGCUGUAAUAGAAAAUGCACCAGAUGGUCAGUGUAAGAUCAUUGGAGAAAUUUCUGCAUGUAAGUUAUGGAAAUGUGAUUACUUAAAUGCAGCAUGGGCUUUAGCAAACCUCUCGGCCGGACAGUUUGUUAUGGGAGUUGAAGAUAAUGUCAGCCCAAGGUCACUGCCUGAUUUCUGUGUAGAUUCAUCAGCAGCUGGAGACAAUGCUUUAGCUAAUGGUGGUGGUUCAAGGAAACCAAAGAAAUUCAGUAGCAGGAGUAUUGGGUUCUUCAACAAUUCUGCAAGCCAUAGCUUUGGUUCCAGGAGCAUGUAUAGGGGUAGAAGUGCACCUCUGACAUGUAAAAUUUCUAGUUCAUUGGCUGCGGUCAUGGCUCAGAUGCUAUCCCACAGGGCAACUCAUGUGUGGGUGACUGAGGAUGAGAGCGACGACGUUUUGGUCGGAAUUGUUGGAUAUGCUGAUAUUUUAGCUGCUGUGACCAAACCACCUGCAACCAUCAUUCCUGUUAACAGAUCUACAGAGGGGUUUGGAAAUGAAAUUCAGUGUUGAUAUUUUGCUUCAACUUUUUCAAUGAGUACUCUUAGCAGUUUGUCUCUGGUGCUCUAUCAUACAUUUAAGAUGAAAAUGGGUUUGGAUUGUUUGUUUGUACAAGUUUAUGUUAAUUGGUAAUUAAAAAAAAAACGAAUACUGUUUUCAUGGAAAAAAAUAGUUUCUAUCUUUAAUGUGGGUGUAGUUUGUAAUGUGCUAAAGAAAUUUGCUCAUCUAAUGGAUAUGUUGUUCUAAACUCA
Cajanus cajan (pigeon pea) is the source of this 1962-nucleotide messenger RNA. It is a transcript of the gene CBSX6, whose product is annotated as Cystathionine beta-synthase (CBS) family protein. The record is from RefSeq and is a predicted model, not a curated record. Gene Ontology annotation, cellular component: nucleus; cytoplasm. NCBI's taxonomy places the organism in Eukaryota, Viridiplantae, Streptophyta, Magnoliopsida, Fabales, Fabaceae.